Molecule: messenger RNA, 1633 nt
Organism: Hippopotamus amphibius kiboko
Lineage: Eukaryota; Metazoa; Chordata; Mammalia; Artiodactyla; Hippopotamidae
Product: 60S ribosomal protein L17-like
Exons: 1
Coding region: 844-1308 (154 amino acids)
Biological process (GO): cytoplasmic translation
Cellular component (GO): ribosome; cytosolic large ribosomal subunit
Molecular function (GO): structural constituent of ribosome
Source: RefSeq, a predicted model, not a curated record
CUGACAGGAAAGAGAAUAACCAGAUCCCAUUCACUUGAACCCAGAGGAGGCUUUGGGAAGGGAAGACCUCAGGUGGACACCUUCCCUUCCCCACGCCCCCCAAGACUGACUGUGUGGUGUGGACAGAGCCGUGCUCUCAGCCUAUCAGAUGCAGUGCCUCCUUCUUAAACUGCUCCCUUUAGUAUAUUAUCGCCAAGUGAGAGCCACAGAUAAUAGGGGGCCACCAUUGCUUAUCCAGAAUCCAAAAGGCUUCAAAAAUCCUAAACUGGUUUUUAAAACUUUGUCAGCAAAACCCACCCUGAGCUGAUCUGAAUUACAUAGAUGUAAUUCAUUGCACUCUUUGUGUCUGUAUAUACGUUUUGCUGUAGAAGUAUGUGUGAUUGAUUAUAGGAUGCUGUUCUAGGUCCCGCCGAGGGCUUCUAUAACAUACUGUAGGCGCAGCAUACUACUUUUAGUACUUAAAAUCUGGAAAAUUCUGAAUUCUGAGACACAUCUGGCCCCCAGGAGUUUUGCGUGAGGAUUUGUGGUCUAACAUAAUCGACCAACGCACAUAAUGUUUAAAAAUAAAAGUGAUAUAAUGCCGUCGGUGUAAAAGAAGAAAUAAAAUGCUAGAAAUGUAUAAAAAUAGAAUAUGUAUUUCAACACGUAAAUGCCGGGAUUAUACCAGAAGACUGGGGGAAGAGUGGUGGACAUAGACCCCUCUUGUGGGGUGCGAGUUGCCCCUAACGUGGGACUUUUGAAUGUGGCAAUUCAAAUGAAACUGAUAAAUUUGUGUAUAUUUUUUUUGUGACUCAAAUGCUAGGAGUUCUUUUCCAGUAAGGGGGUCUGAGGUGAUCUCUAAAGAUGGUUUGCUAUUCGCUUGACCCAGAAAACCCCACAAAAUCAUGCAAAUCAAGAGAUUCAAAUCUUCAGGUUCACUUUACGAACACUCAUGAAACUGCCCAGGCCAUUAAGGAUACUCAUAUCCAAAAAGCCACCAAGUAUCUGAAGGAUGUCACUUUACAGAAGCAAUGUGUGCCACUCCGUUGUUACAGUGGUGGAGUUGGUAGGUGUGCCCAAGCCAAACAGCAGGGCUGGACGCAGGGUCGGUGGCACAAAAAGAGUUCUGAAUUUUCACUGCAUAUGCUCAAAAAUGCAGAGAGUGAUGCUGAACUUAAGGGCUUAGACGUAGAUUCUCUGGUCAUUGAGCACAUCCAGGUAAACAAAGCCCCCAGGAUGCCGUACAGGACUUACAGAGCUCAUGGUUGGAUCAACCCAUACAUGAGCUCUCCCUGCCACACUGAGAUGAUCCUUACUGUAAAAGAAUAGAUUGUCCCUAAACCAGAAGAGGAGACUGCACAGAAGAAAAAGAUAUCCCAGAAGAAACUGAAGAAACAAAACUCAUGGCCCGGGAAUAAAUGCCACAAAAAAAUAAAUGCAAAUAAAAGUAAAAGCAAAAACAAAAAAAACAAAAAACAAAACAAAACUAGGAGUGGCAUUGCCAUGAGUUUCCAGAAUGGUGAACAACUCUCAGUAAAGUUCCAAUAUAAAGAAAAAUACAGUCUCCCUCAAUUUACUCAAUAGUUGCAUUCCUGGAAAAUCUGGUGCAAAUAAAAACCAUGCAAAAUUACUUUGUGUUCAUUUGUAAAACGUA